AUGCGUGUGGCUGCUGUAUCAAAUUGUGAGAGGCUUGGCAAGUAUCGCAUGCCUUUUGCAUGGACUGCAAUUCACCUUGUUGACAUCAUAAGUGGAAAACAAGCAAGCACUGAUACAGCAGCAACAGCAGCAGCAGCAACAGGCCCUUCACAGGAAAAAGAGACAACUCCAGCAGGAACUCCAGCUAGGAAGCAAUCUGGUAUUGUAGAAACACCCCCUGUUGUGCCACGAAGUAGCAAGCGCAAGGACAGUGAAAGUGUUUCCAGCCGAAGUUCACUAAUUGAGGCACGCAAGUCAAUUCAUCUGUUAGAUGGCAGUGAACUAGAAGUGGUCCCAGACUUGACAAACUUUAGACCUGUCACCCUCACUGUCAGUAGUUUUUUCAAACAGGAAUCAGAUAAAUUGAAAGACGAAGAUCUGUACAAAUUCUUAGCUGACCUGAAAAGACCUUCUUCAGUAUUAAAACGCCUUAAAUGCAUUCCAGGGACACUGAAGCUUGAUAUCUCUCCUCCGGGAGAAAAACCACCAUACUGCCUAACAUCUGAGUUGCAUCAGGUUCACCCAUAUCCAGAUGGACAGGGCAGGCCAACCAAAGAGAUUGAAGAGUUUGCUCCCCGAGAAGUGUUUACUCCAUACCUUACAUUCAAAAACCUUUUGUAUGUGUACCCUUUGAGUGUCAAUUAUACCAGUAGAAGCACAUCUGCCAGAAACAUUGCCGUUAAAGUACAGUUCUUGGCAGGAGAAGACUUAUCACCACUUGAAGUAAGAGACUUAAAGACUCUCUGUUGA
Molecule: messenger RNA, 789 nt
Organism: Orbicella faveolata
Lineage: Eukaryota; Metazoa; Cnidaria; Anthozoa; Scleractinia; Merulinidae
Product: dedicator of cytokinesis protein 7-like
Biological process (GO): small GTPase-mediated signal transduction; positive regulation of GTPase activity
Molecular function (GO): guanyl-nucleotide exchange factor activity
Source: RefSeq, a predicted model, not a curated record